AUGGACGACUUCAUUCACACGCGGCAGGGCAUUGUCAUGUUCUUCGUCAAGCGGUCGCUGAGCCACGUGCGGAAGCUCCACAUUGAUGACUUGUCUGCGAAGAAGAUCACGGCCAGGACGGUGCGCUGCGGCGGCAUUGCAAGAAAGUGCCCGUGCUGGUCUCGCUGGCUCUUCUUCUUCAUGACGGUAGGCGUCGUCUCAGGAUUCAGCAUCGCCGUGGUGCUGUCCACGUGCCCCGAUGCGGGAGAUGCCACGCUGUGGAAAGGGGCAGAUUGUGAGAUGAAGGC
Messenger RNA from Symbiodinium necroappetens, 287 nucleotides. The record is from the annotation of a GenBank genome assembly. Lineage: Eukaryota; Dinophyceae; Suessiales; Symbiodiniaceae.